ACAAUCUUUACUGGCGCCCCCUGGUGGUAGGCCUGACUCAGCGCUUUGGACGUUUUGCUCAGAACCGUGUAACAGGAAACGGUCUCCCUAUGACGCAUGCUCCUUAAACAGCACCUGAACAUGGCGGACAGGGAGAAGCCGUCAGAGGGGCUGCAGCUCAGUCAGGAAUGGCUGGAGGCGGCAGAUUGCAGGGCGGAGCUGCUGCAGCACCUGAAGGACCAGGUGCCGCAGAUCUUCUGCCUGAAGAAGGAGCUCAGCCCUCUGGAGGAAGAGGAGCUGACGCACAGGCGGCUCCUUCAUCCUCUGGAGUGCUUCCUGUUCGGAGAGGAUCCUCAGGAAGGUCGGCAGAAGCUGCAGCAAGGCAGCGCCUCGUCUCAGCUCUGCGGCCGCGUGUUCAAGGAGGGAGAGACUGUGUACUCCUGCAGGGACUGUGCAAUAGAUCCCACUUGUGUGCUGUGCAUGGACUGCUUCCAGGACAGUGUGCACAAAAACCAUCGCUACAAGAUGCACGCGUCAUCCGGCGGGGGGUUCUGUGACUGCGGCGACGUGGAAGCCUGGAAGGUCGGCCCGUGUUGCUCCAAACACGACCUGGGGGCUGCCGCUGCCAUGGUAACGGACGAAGCUGUUUUAGAGCCAGAAUUGUACGAACGUGCAGAGAAACUUUUCCGGGUUCUUCUGCGCUACGUUACCGACUUCCUGGUGUGGGAGGAAAACUUUGAGCUGUCAGCCGAACUCCAGCCCCGGUUAAAAGACAAUGCGUACUACUGUGUGCUGUACAACGAUGAGCAUCACUCGUACGACCACGUGAUCUACACCCUGCAGCGAUCGGUUAACUGCGAUCAGGCUGAAGCACAAACACACACAACUCUUAUUGACAAAGAGGGUCGGCGGGCGGUGAAGAGAGGAACGCUCCGUUCUUGCCAGCAAGCAAAAGAGUCCAUCAGGUCCAACUCCGAGCACAUCUCCCUUCAGCCUCUGCGUGUGGAGAUCCUUCAUGCAACAGUGAUGGCUCAUCAGUCUUUCGCUCUCCGUCUGGGUUCCUGGUUCCAGAAGAUCAUUGGUUACUCAGUCGGAUUCAGACAGGCCUUCUGCCAGGUCGCAUUAGAGCCCAAUGCAGACAGAGAUCGUCCCUGUCUCAUCAGCAGACUCAUGCUGCACGAUGCACGCAUGUAUAAAGGAGCUCGGAAGAUCGUACACGAGUUGAUUUUCGGUAGCAUGCUGAUGGAUUCUGAUUUCAAGAGGCUGUUUGCAAUCGAGUUUACAAAACACUAUAAACAGCUACAGAAGGACUUCAUCAGUGAUGACCAUGAAAGGAGUAUUUCCAUCACGGCUCUGUCUGUUCAGAUCUUCACUGUUCCAACACUAGCCAGACAGCUGAUUGAAGAGUGCAAUGUCAUCAAAGUGAUCGUUGAUACGGUCCUGGAACUGCUGCGGGAACAUCUGGAUGAGACCAAUCGCUUUUUCUUCCUGGGAUACAACUCAGACAAGUUUUCCCGGAUCCAGGUUAUCUUCCACGACCUCAGGUACAUUCUGAUCAGUAAGCCCUGUGUGUGGACAGAGGAGCUGCGAGGACAGUUUCUGGAGGGAUUCAAGAUUUUCCUUGGUUUUCUUAAAUGCAUGCAGGGAAUGGAAGAAGUGAGGCGGCAGCUUGGGCAGCAUAUCGCGGUGGAGCCAGAAUGGGAGGCUGGUUUCACCCUCCAGAUUCAGCUACGUCACAUUCUUGCCAUGUUUCAGGACUGGUGCUCAUCUGAUGAUGAGAUCAUGCUGCAGGCGUUUAAGGAGUGCCACUCGACUCUGAUCGAAUGCAACAACCAGCCUUUCCAUAAGGAGGCCACUGACUUUUACAUGUGCAAGCACAUCCUGCGUGCUCGUCCAUACAAAGUGUCACAGGAGCCUGUCAGCAUACACCUGCCCAUUUCCAGGCUACUAGCAGGUUUGUAUGUACUUAUGUGGAAAACGGGGGUGAUUGACCGUCUGGAUAAUCCCGAAUGCUACGAUCUCAUUCAGCUCGCAGAGCAUCCUCUGCGCUGCGUUGUCCUCGCCGCUCAGGUUACAGCCGAAAUGUGGCGCAGAAACGGCCUGUCGUUGGUCAGCCAAGUUUACUACUAUCAGGAUGUAAAAUGCCGGGACGAGAUGUACGAUAAAGAUAUUAUCAUGCUUCAGAUUGCUGCUUCCAAAAUGGAUCCUAACCACUUCCUCAUGCUGAUCCUGCUCAGAUUUGAGCUGUUUGACUACUUUAAUGGGAAUUCCUUGAGUAAAGACCAGGAUGAGCUGACGCAGUGGAACCGUCUGACAGAGGAGAUGCUGUUCCUGCUGAUCGCCAUCUUUGGUGAGCGCUACGUUCCCGGGAUCAGUCAUGUGACCAAAGAGGACGUGACGAUGAGGGAGGUUAUCCACCUGCUGUGCAUCGAGCCCAUGGCUCACAGCACUUUGGUGAAAAGCCUUCCAGAGAACGAAAAUCACGAAACAGGCCUGGAGGCAGUCAUUGCAAAAGUUGCAACUUUCAGAAAGCCGGGCGUGUCUGGACAUGGGUUAUAUGAGGUGAAAAAGGAGCGGCUGAUGGAUUUUAACCCUUUCUUUUACCACUACUCCAGAUCUCAGCGUAGCAAGGCAGAGGAGUCUCAGAAAAAGAGAAGAGCUCAAGAGAGUAACGAUAAAGCUCUGCGUCCUCCGGUGCCGCCAGCCUUUUCUCAGAGUUUCUCCCGGAUUGUGCAGAUCCUCUGCUGCGACGUUUUUAUCCACAUCCUGAGGUGCAUCCUGCAGAGACCCGCGGAGGACCGGUCCACACACUGGACCGAGGCCAUGAUCCAGAGGGCGCUGCAUUUGAUUGGCCAGGCUUUGGUGGAGGAGAAGACCCAGCUAGAGAGCGGCAGUGUGGAGGACGUGACCUUUGACUUCAGCCUGAAAGCCCGCACAGUUGGUUCAGAACAUGGCAAGUCGCUUUUCCUUUUAUUGUCCAAGAUCAAGUCUCUGCCCUCGCUGGAAGCGCAGAAAGAUCUGAUCAAAUGGCUGCUACAGAUGUUUGAGAUUGUGAAGUGCAUCAGAGAGAAGUCCAGUCCUACAGUUUCUGUCAGCAUGGACACAACCAAGCCAGAAGAGAGCUCUCAGGAUAAAGAAAAGGCCGAGCGGAAAAGGAAAGCGGAGGCGGCUAAACUCCACCGUCAGAAGAUCAUGGCCCAGAUGUCGGCGAUGCAGAAGAACUUCAUUGAAUCAAACAAGAUGCUUUAUGAGAACAUGCCUGAGACGGGCACACAGGAGGAGCCUGUGACAUCCUCUGAAAGCUCUGCCAUGGAGCAGAGGGAGCUGCGCAUAACCUUCGGGCCUCUCCGGGGACCCACCCCAUCUGAGAGGGAGGUGCUCACCUGCAUUCUGUGUCAGGAGGAGCAGGAGGUGCUGCCUCUGGCUCCAGCCAUGGUGCUGACCGCCUGCGUCCAAAGAUCCACCGUGUUGACGCAGUGCAGAGGGAGAAUCCCAGCGAACAGAGCAGAUGGAACAGGGACUUAUCCCCUCUUCAUGCCCCCUGACCUCGCAGUGGGAACCCACACUGGUAGCUGUGGACACGUCAUGCAUGCCACAUGUUGGCAGAAGUAUUUUGAGGCUGUUCAGAACACGACCAGAAACCGGCUCCACGCCGAGCUCAUCGUCGACCUGGAGAACGGAGAGUACUUGUGUCCUCUGUGCAAGUCUCUAUGCAACACCGUCAUCCCUCUCAUCCCCUUAGAGCCACUUAUAUUCAACUAUGAAAAUGCAGAGAUAAUAGGACAACAUUUGACGUUGCCCCGCUGGAUUCAGGUCCUCGCUGCCAGGAUUAAAGGACUGAAGUCCGUCAUGCAGGACAACGACGUCCAGAUGGACGGCGGCAGCGGCAGCAGUGGCACCACCUGCCUGUUCGGUGACGGCCAGCCGGACUUCAGAUCCAUUCUGGCCUACGGAAUUCAAGAAUCGAGAAAGUUCUCAGACGGAAUCGCCGAAAUGCUGGUGGUGUGCGCCACGACGGUCCACAGGGUGGGACUGAAGACGGCGCCCAACGAGCUCUGUCCCCGCGUUCCCCUCAUGGCCUGGAACACCUGCGCCUUCACCAUCCAGGCCAUCGAAAACAUUCUGCAGGAAGAGGACAAGCCGCUGUUUGGAUCCCUACAGAACAGACAGAUUGCAGGACUGAAGGCGAUUGUUCAGUUUGCAGCGUCACAGAGACUGAAGAGCUCCCAGGGAGUAAUCCAGAGGCACUUUGCAGACAUGAUGGGAGUGUUGCUGCCGGUUCUGAGCAGGAAGAACACGCCUUCUAUUCUGGAUGUGGACUUCUUCCAUCUCUUGGUGGGGUUGGUGUUGUCGAUUCCUUCUCUGUACCAGGAGGAAGGAAUCGACUUGCAGCCAUCUGCCGUUAGCUCCGCCUUCAACAACAUGUACAUUUUUCACCUGGUCACCAUGGCUCACAUCCUGCAGGUCCUGCUGACCUCCACAGAUUUUCCAGCUGCAGGCGAUGGAGAAGAGACAGAGGAAGCAAGAUUAGCAGCAGAGUUAUACACAACAGUGUUGCUACACACUGGAAGGCUGGUUCCUGAUUUAUCUGGUGGCUCCGUGGCUCAAAGGGUGAAGGCAGGAAUUGAACCUUUCCUGCGAAGUGCUGCUCUGUUUUUUAACUGCCUUACUGGAGUUCAUCCUCCAGAGGAGCUUUUUAGCGCUCCUGUUUCCUCUCCAGGACAGAUGGAGGCGCUGUGUAGCUACUUGGCUCUACCUUUCAAUGUAUUUCAGCUCUUCCAGGACUACAGAGACGCAGUUUCUCCUAUGCUUCAAAGGUGGUGUGGGAGCCCCUCUAUCACCAAAGCCCUGCAAGGGAAAACCCAAACCAUCAGAUAUCCGAGGAGAAGGAAUCGGUUGAUCGAUCUUCCAGAGGAUUACAGCGCUCUCCUGAACAAAGCCAGCCACUUUCAGUGUCCAAAGUCCACGGUGGACGAGAGGAAGCACCCGACGCUGUGCCUGGUCUGCGGCGCCAUGCUUUGCUCACAGAGCUCCUGCUGCCUCAGUCAGCUGGACGGGGAGGACGUGGGGGCGUGCACGGCGCACGCUGCCACCUGUGGAGCCGGAGUGGGAAUGUUUCUCAGAAUCAGAGAGUGUGAAAUUGUCCUGAUGGCCAGUAAGACGCGAGGCAGCACUUACCCCGCUCCGUACCUGGACGACUAUGGAGAAACUGACCCUCACCUUGGGAGGGGAAACCCGCUGCACCUCUGCCCCGAGCGCUACAAGAAGCUGAACCAGCUGUGGCAGCAGCACUGCAUCCUGGAGGAGAUCGCCCGCAGCCUGGAGGUCGUCAACGUCAUGUUCGCCUUCGAGUGGCAGCUGGUCUGAGCGCUUCCCCGACCCGCUGCCGCAUUUCCCCGUUCACACACACACACACACUCACACACACACACUCACGUAUUUAAAGCCUUCCUGUCAGAAGAGGCCUGACCCGUUCCAGAGCGGUGAUGACGAUGUAACCGAAGUCGCCUUGAUUCAGUCUGUUUUGCCGUGCGGAUGAGUUUCACUUGGAGUGACGUUUCGUUUGUUUUUUUGUUUCAGAUAAACUCAAAACCUUCUUAAAAACUUUGUUUUUAGUUCAUAUAUUUGAUUUCCUCUGUGUUGAAAACGUUUGAUGUUGACGGGUUUAAAUAUGGUUAUAAAUCCUAUUUAAAUCGAUUUUUCCCUCUUCUGUGUAUAGAUAAAACAUGGACCCAUCUGCUCUCAUCUUUACUCCUGUAUAGAAAACCCUCCAGUGUAACUUCACAUUCUCACUUAAAUAAUAAUGAAACCUCCCACAUGUAUUAGUUCAAAUCCUUCAGAACCUCUAGAAAAAUUUAAGUUUCUUUAAAAAUUUCCAUCAUGAAAUCCUUUCAUUUAAACCAACUGUAAGCCAAAAAGUAAGCAUGGUGUAAUUACAAUAUAUGGAAGGAACUGUUAUGAGACACUUUCCCCCGUUUUUCUUUAGUCAUGUUAACGCUCUUUACAUGAAAAGUAAUAAAGAAAUGUAAGAAAUGUACAAUUUAUUAUAUAUAUUCUAUGUGAAUAUAUACUUUCUGUUUUGUUUGACUGUACCACAUGACUUCCUGCUGUUGAAAUAAAGAGAGAUGCAAGCUGAA
Gambusia affinis (western mosquitofish) is the source of this 6116-nucleotide messenger RNA. It is a transcript of the gene ubr1, whose product is annotated as ubiquitin protein ligase E3 component n-recognin 1. Gene Ontology annotation, cellular component: ubiquitin ligase complex; cytoplasm. Gene Ontology annotation, biological process: ubiquitin-dependent protein catabolic process via the N-end rule pathway; protein ubiquitination. Gene Ontology annotation, molecular function: ubiquitin protein ligase activity; zinc ion binding. The transcript has 47 exons. The record is from RefSeq and is a predicted model, not a curated record. Lineage: Eukaryota; Metazoa; Chordata; Actinopteri; Cyprinodontiformes; Poeciliidae. The coding region runs from base 97 to 5346 and encodes 1749 amino acids.